AUGGCAAACAUCACGGAAGCUGAACGCCACAUCGUUGCUGCGUCGUAUCACCUGCUGAAGGCCCUUCAAGCAACAAGGGUCAUAGGCAACGAUGCCGGGGGGAUUCUAGAUGAGCUCGGACUCCGUUUGUCCACGGUGAUCAAGAUCAAUGAGGAUCAGGCAGAGGCAGAGAACAUCAAAGAAAUCGAGACGAGGCUCAUCUCGUCCCACCAAACCAUCACGUCUCUGCACUUGAGCUAUUCGAGGAUCUGGGCUUCCGGGCCGGUGAUAAUCUUGGAAUACUUGCAAACGGUCCGCGAGGUGCAGGGAUUGACCGAGUCUCUCGAGGGUAUGGUGCUGAAUCGGACGAGUAAGGGGGUUCUUGAUCAAGCAAAAACUACUCUGUAUAUGGCUAUGGACAGGCUCCAGAAUGAGCUGAUCCACAUACUUGUGCAGAACAGGCAGUGCUUCGAGCACGAGUACGCGUCCUCGCUCCCGGUUUUCGAAGUGUAUCCGAUAUACGAGGAGUCUGUCAUCUCCAAUGACGAUGAUUCGGCCGAGGAUGCGUCUCUCAAGGGACGUAGCAGCUCGGAGACCGAAGAUUGCGCGAUGGAUCUGAUCCACCCGGACGUUGUCCCUCAAAUCAAGUCCAUCGCGGAUACGAUGUUCUCCUCGGGCUAUGCUCCAGAGUUCUGCUUGGCCUUCACCGCCUUCUGGAAGGAUGUAUUCGCGGAGCACUCGAUGAUCCUUUACAUGGAGCAGCUCAGCAUCGAAGACGUGAAGCAGAUGGAGUGGAAGCACAUGAACUCGAGGAUAAGGAAAUGGCGCGUGGCAAUGAGGAGAAUCAUCGGCGUCUAUCUUGGCAGUGCAAAACGGCUGUUUGACCAAGUUCUCGGAGAAUAUGGCCAUGUCAGCUCAGCUUGCUUGCUCGAGGCUUCAAGGGGGCCUCUCUUCUGUCUCUUGAAUUUCGGCCAUGCUGUUUUGAUUGGACCCCACAAUCCCGAAUGGCUCUUCUGCUUGCUCGAUAUGUACGAGGUUUUAGCUGAUCUCAUGCCGGAUUUGGAUGCUCUGUUCCCACAAGAGACGGAGUUGUUAAUCAGGAUCGAGUUCCACGAGCUUCUGUUGCAACUAGGAGAAUCGGUUAGAACCAUUCUCGAGGAGCUCGGAAAUCGCAUUACAACAUGCACUUCCACCACCCCUUUCCAAAAUGGAGGGAUUCACCACUUAACAAAGUACCUCGUCAACUACAUCUUGUGCUUCGCUGAAUACGAAGAUACGCUUCAUUUGCUUCUUCAAGAUGAAGAGCACGGCCGAGAGCAUGGAGAUGAAGAGCGGAGCACAGUUGCCCGAGUGGAUCCCAAUCCCUCCUGUGCCUUGGCAACGUACCUGCAGUCACUCACAUCGAUUUUAGAAGCAGCCUUAGACAAGAAAUCGAGUUUAUACAGAGAUUCUUCACUGAAGCAUAUUUUUUUGAUGAACAAUAUCCACUAUAUGGUUGAGAAGAUCAAGAAUUCUAAAAUCUGCCCAUACUUUGGGGAUGAUUGGAUCAGAAAACACAUUGUGAUGUUCCGGCAGCAUGCAGUGUACUACCAAAGAACGACGUGGAGCUCUUUGCUAACCUUUCUUCGUGAUGAUGGGAAAACCGGGAAGGCAGCUCUAAAGGCGAGAUGCCAAGAGUUCAACGCUGCUUUUGAGGAUCUGUACAAGAGCCAGACAAGAUGGGUUGUCCCGGAUCCUCAACUCCGUGAAGAUGUGACAAUAGCAUCUUCCAAGACGGUUAUCCAAGUGUAUCGCAACUUUGUCAAUAAGAUCAUCAAUUCUAUUGGAGAAAAGCACAUCAAGUACACCGAACAGGAGUUGGGAAUGUACGUCAUGGAUCUUCUUGAAGGAUCAUCGAAGUCACUGAGCCAUUCUUGGAAGAGGUGA
This is a messenger RNA of Salvia splendens (bonfire salvia), 1905 nucleotides long. Its product is annotated as exocyst complex component EXO70E2. NCBI's taxonomy places the organism in Eukaryota, Viridiplantae, Streptophyta, Magnoliopsida, Lamiales, Lamiaceae. Bases 1 to 1905 code for a protein of 634 amino acids. The transcript has a single exon. Gene Ontology annotation, molecular function: phosphatidylinositol-4,5-bisphosphate binding. Gene Ontology annotation, cellular component: exocyst. Gene Ontology annotation, biological process: exocytosis. The record is from RefSeq and is a predicted model, not a curated record.